UCUCUUUACCCCCUUUAUUUUGUUCUUGGUUUGCAUAUUUAAAACCUCUCCGCUCCCUCCUGUCCCCCGCCACUGGAAUCCUUCCCGGCUCUAAAUGGAAUUAGUGGAGAUCGGAGCCUCUGGUGUAAGGAACAGACAUGAUCUAUGGACGCAGUUUGUUUCACAUUGUAGCAAGUUUAAUCAUCCUCCAUUUGUCUGGGGCGGCCAAGAAAGGAACAGAAAAGCAAACUCCCUCAGAAACACAGAAGUCGGUGCAGUGUGGAACUUGGACAAAACAUGCAGAGGGAGGAAUCUUUACCUCUCCCAACUAUCCCAGCAAGUACCCCCCUGACCGGGAGUGCGUCUACAUCAUAGAAGCUGCCCCAAGACAGUGCAUUGAACUUUACUUUGAUGAAAAGUACUCUAUUGAACCGUCUUGGGAGUGCAAAUUUGAUCAUAUUGAAGUUCGAGAUGGACCUUUUGGCUUUUCUCCAAUAAUUGGGCGAUUCUGUGGACAACAAAAUCCACCUGUAAUAAAAUCCAGUGGAAGAUUUCUAUGGAUUAAAUUUUUUGCUGAUGGAGAGCUGGAAUCAAUGGGGUUUUCAGCUCGAUACAAUUUCACACCUGAUCCUGACUUUAAGGACCUUGGAGUUUUGAAACCCUUACCAGUUCCAUUUUUGUGUGUUUGUUUGGCAUUUUCUUAUUUAGCGUGUGAAUUUGAGAUGGGUGGCCCGGAAGGAAUUGUGGAGUCCAUGCAAAUCAUGAAGGAAGGCAAAGCGUCUGCUAGCGAGGCAGUGGACUGCAAGUGGUACAUCCGGGCGCCUCCACGAUCCAAGAUUUACUUACGGUUCUUGGACUAUGAGAUGCAGAACUCAAAUGAGUGCAAGAGGAAUUUUGUAGCUGUGUAUGACGGCAGCAGCUCGGUGGAGGACUUGAAAGCUAAGUUCUGCAGCACCGUGGCUAAUGAUGUGAUGCUCCGCACGGGUCUCGGGGUGAUCCGCAUGUGGGCAGACGAGGGCAGUCGGAACAGUCGCUUUCAGAUGCUCUUCACAUCCUUCCAAGAACCUCCUUGUGAGGGCAACACAUUCUUCUGCCAUAGUAACAUGUGUAUUAAUAACACGUUGGUCUGCAACGGACUCCAGAACUGUGUGUAUCCUUGGGAUGAAAACCAUUGUAAAGAAAAGAGGAAAACCAGCCUCCUGGACCAGCUGACCAACACCAGCGGGACUGUCAUUGGUGUCACCUCCUGCAUUGUGAUCAUCCUCAUCAUCAUUUCUGUCAUCGUACAGAUUAAACAGCCUCGUAAAAAGUACGUGCAAAGGAAAGCAGACUUUGACCAGACAGUUUUCCAGGAGGUGUUCGAGCCUCCGCAUUAUGAGCUGUGCACUCUUAGAGGGACGGGAGCAACAGCUGACUUCGGGGACGUGGCCGAUGACUUUGAAAAUUACCAUAAACUGCGGAGGUCAUCUUCCAAAUGCAUUCAUGACCAUCACUGUGGAUCACAACUGUCCAGCACUAAAGGCAGCCGCAGUAACCUCAGCACAAGAGAUGCUUCUAUCUUGACAGAGAUCCCCGCACAGCCGGUCAAACCCCUCAUCCCCCCCAUGAACAGAAGGAACAUCCUCGUCAUGAAACACAACUACUCGCAGGACGCUGCUGACGCCUGUGACAUAGACGAGAUUGAGGAGGUGCCCACCACAAGUCACAGGCUGUCCAGACAUGAGAAAGCCGUCCAGCGGUUCUGCCUCAUUGGGUCUCUAAGCAAACAUGAAUCUGAAUACAACACAACUAGGGUCUAAAAAGAAAAUUCAAGAGAAGAACUAUUUAUACAAACAUGGGGACUGUGAAAAGGAAAUUCUAUAGUGAAUUGUGAAAAGUGGACAUAUUUCUAAAUUCAUUCCACUGCCUUUAUCCAAACAUAAGAAUUACAGACAUUUGUUAUUCC
This is a messenger RNA of Nycticebus coucang (slow loris), 1924 nucleotides long. RefSeq names its product neuropilin and tolloid like 1 (gene NETO1). The transcript is spliced from 11 exons. Bases 138 to 1778 code for a protein of 546 amino acids. The record is from RefSeq and is a predicted model, not a curated record. NCBI's taxonomy places the organism in Eukaryota, Metazoa, Chordata, Mammalia, Primates, Lorisidae. Gene Ontology annotation, molecular function: protein binding.